This is a messenger RNA of Pristis pectinata (smalltooth sawfish), 2114 nucleotides long. Its product is annotated as mucin-13-like. The record is from RefSeq and is a predicted model, not a curated record. The coding region runs from base 47 to 1339 and encodes 430 amino acids. The transcript is spliced from 20 exons. NCBI's taxonomy places the organism in Eukaryota, Metazoa, Chordata, Chondrichthyes, Rhinopristiformes, Pristidae.
AAGCAAGCCAGACUUCAGCUAAGGUUGAAAGGAACUGAAGGAAAACAUGUUGGCUUAUUCAGUGAGAAUAGCUGUUCUUCAUGGAAUUAUUUAUUAUCUUUUAUCCGGUGCACUAUAUGGGCAAGCUACAAGCCAAACAUUUGGAAAAGGCAAUAACACUGAAAAUACUACAGCUACGAUGUCACCAAUCACAACAAGCAAUGUCACUGAAAAUGCAACAGCUACGAUAUCACCAAUCACAACAGUCAACGCCACUGAAGGGACAACAGGCAAUGCCACUGAAAAUGCAACAGCUACGAUGUCACCAAUCACAACAGCCAUGACCACACCAAACACAGGCUGUAUUGUCGAUUGUGGAGAAAAUGGAAGAUGUGUAAAGAUAUUUCAUGGCUACAUAUGUGAAUGUGCCUUUGGCUUUUACAAUGAAAAUAAUACCUGUGUGAAGGGCAAAACCUUUGGUGGAGAACUAACCAUUGAAGAAGUAUUUAAAGAAGAAAUGAAUGACAAAGCAUCCAAGGAACAUGAGAAACUUCUCAACAAAAUAACUGGAAUAUUUAGUGAAACAUUAAAGGACCAUGGCUACAAAUCAACUGUAAUAAUUAAUGUAAGGAAAGGGAGUGUCAUCACAGAUGUUACAAACACAUUUAAUAGUAGUAGUUCGGUGACAGAAUCAGUCAUUGUGGAAGCUUUAUCAAAAUCAUACAAAUAUAAACCUGUGUAUGGCUGCCACAAAAAACAGUGUGACAGUAGUACUACUGUACAUUGUCAUCAGCCAGAUUAUGGUCUGGCUGAGUGUGUCUGCAAAUACGGAUUUUACAAGAUCUCUCAGAACGAAACAAAAUGCAUAGAAUCGUGUGAUUUCAAAUGCAAAGGAAAGAAUCAACAUUGUGUUCCACAAGCUGAAACUCAUGAUGUUGUUUGUGAAUGCCAGUCUGGAUAUAAAAAUAACAGUGGCAUCUGUGAAAGUUGUCCAUUUGGUUAUAAUGGAAUAAACUGCGAGGAUGGAUAUGAACUUGCUAUUACAGUGACUGCAAUUGUAUGUGGAGUUCUGAUUCUGGCUCUAGUAAUUGCACUUGGGUACACAUGGUUGAGAAAGCGGACUGAAUCUGAUGAACAAAAAACACCCUUGGUAAGGUCAGAGCCACAACAAAGCUUUCAUAUGGUUUCUCGUAAUUCUCGAGCUCAAAACAGGAUUCCAAGAGUACAUCUGUCUCAAGAUGAUAUUGACUAUGAUACAAAUAGCAAACCAUCACCUUGGUCUUCAAGAGAUAAUGAUGAGGCUGACUACUUUCACCAGAGGCCAUGGAAUGAGAUAGCAGAAUACAACAGAAAGGCCUGAAACAUGGACAGAAAGUAUGAUUAUAGAAACUGAUGGCUCAAAUGAAAUGACCUGAAUAGUCUGGGGAAAUGUUAGAAAUAUGUAACUGGUCAGUUAGCAUCUGCAAAAAAAAUGUAGAUAAUACGUUACAUUCUUUUCUGUCAGUACUUUAUGAAAUAUUGAAUUCCUAACAUUAACUUACAUAAUUCACUUAUAAAUAUUAACUGACCAGUAUUUGUAAUAUCAUGGAGAAUAGACUUCUUUGUUCUUUGAAUCCAUAAUGAAAUUAAUACAUUGACCAUUUUCAUUACUCAUUCUUUUAGUCAAUUUUUGUUUUGAUUAUUUCCAACAAAUUCAUGUAAUUUGUUUCAUGAAAGUUUGAUAUAGUAGUUAGAUCUUAGAGAAUUACACCCUUCAGAAUGGGGGAAAUGUCAUUUUCCUUGGCAUUAACUCCUUACAUGAAUCAUAAAUCAGCUUCGGCCAAUUUUACUGAACUGUUUGUUUCUGGUGGAUGAAAUUAUAUGAAAUUCUUAAUAAAUGUUAAAAUUCAAUUCCACUUUCAUUAAUGUUCCUAGAGCAGUUACGGAAAGAUAAAAUUAGUGCAAAAUGUCUUGGGAGAGCAUACCUUUCAGUGUUACUGCAGUAUUGUUGUUCAUGAAAGUCAAAUGUGUUAAUAAAUGAUCAGUUUAUAAUCUAAAAUCACUAAGGAAGAUUGCUACAUUGAUUAAUUUUUUCAGAAGUGUUUGUUCUUGGGAUAAUAUAAAUAAUAAAUACGAAUAAAAUAUUUUAAUUGCAA